Hippoglossus stenolepis (Pacific halibut) is the source of this 6556-nucleotide messenger RNA. RefSeq names its product cyclic nucleotide-gated cation channel beta-1-like. Gene Ontology annotation, biological process: monoatomic cation transmembrane transport; retina homeostasis. Gene Ontology annotation, molecular function: intracellularly cAMP-activated cation channel activity; cGMP binding; intracellularly cGMP-activated cation channel activity. Gene Ontology annotation, cellular component: intracellular cyclic nucleotide activated cation channel complex; photoreceptor outer segment; plasma membrane. The record is from RefSeq and is a predicted model, not a curated record. Lineage: Eukaryota; Metazoa; Chordata; Actinopteri; Pleuronectiformes; Pleuronectidae.
UGCCUUGACCUUCAGGUGGUGCUGGGUAAUCCCGUUAGCCGCAGGCAGCCACUGUGUAAAUCCCAGCACACUUGUGCCGGCUGUGGCGCACUCUGGUUCUCCCACCCCACCGGUAUGCAGAGGCACCUGUAGACGCACAGGAUGUUUAACUGGGUGGUGAAAGUGGUGCCCCAACCCCCCGAAGCUCCAGAUGAACCUGCCAAGACCCCUGCUGUUCCCCCCAAAAUCAGAGAGGUCAUACCUUCAGUGAAGAGUCCUCCACUGAAAAACACAGAGGAAGUUUCAGAAGACAGUCAGGCCCACACUGGAGUAUUAGGCUGGUUGUCUAAUGGGUUCGUCAGCACUCUGCCGCAGCCGUCCAACUCCCCUCGACUCGGCAGGGCCAAUGACUCCAGGACAGAAGAUGGAGAAAGGUCUGGAGUGAUCGGCUGGGUCGCUCAGGGUCUGACCAAGGUUCUGCCUCAACCCGACGACAAGUACAGAGAGACCAACAACGAGGAGCACACCGAGAUCUAUGAUGUUGAAACAAUGCCAGAUUUCGAUCCCCUCCCACACAUCCCAGUGGUGGAGCUGGUGUCAGAUGACGAGGACGCAGACGCAGAAAGUCUGACCCCCCAGUUCCCCCCGAAUGUGGUGAAGUGGAUAAAGGAGAUCAUCCCUCAGCCAGUUAUACUGCCCCCUGGUGCUGUUAUGAUAGACAAUUCACCCAAGGUGUCCCGCUCCCGCUCCUCUGUGGACAAAGUUCUGUCUCCACCACCUGAGUCUCUCAGUGGAAUCUCAAUCGAUACUGACAGCAAAGUGUCCCAUGUGGUCGGCUGGUUCAUGUCCGGUCUGGGCCUGAAGCUGCCUCAGCCUGCGAUUGCCCCCAAAGACGAAAUCGAGUGUGCAGCUCAAGUUCUUCAGAAAGCUUCAUCCAAACUCAAACCUGACAUGGUCCUAGAAGACGUGGACUCAGACAACGAGGGUCAUCACAGACCUGCACCACCGUCCACAUUGUUGACUCCCCCAUCACCGAUGACAAGCCAGCAGCAGGACACGAUGCAGCAGACGCACUGCAGUUCACUGCCGGUGGCGCCCAUCCCGGCCCAGGUGCAGGCUGAUGCCAAUCCAGUGCCAGUAGGACUUUCAGAGAACUCGACGAAGAUAUCUCAGGAAGAUGCCGAGACUCAGACGGGCCGCUGGACGCCGUUUAUUGAGAGCAUCAAGAGGGAGGCUGAAGAUUCGGCCUUUGCUACCAUGGAGGAACGUCUGCUGGUGGAGCGCGUGGAGAUGACCCGUGUGGCCGAGGAGGUGGCCAGGCACGCGGCGGAGAUGGCCGUCAGACAGAUGGCCAGUGAGGGACACUCCAUCAGGCUCUCGCUGGACAGUGCAGAGCUGCUGGAGGAGCCUGACGACGCUGAAAAUGAAGAGAGUCUUGCAGAGGACGAUGAAGACCUAGAAGAGGCUGUGGUACCUACCUUAUUAGAACUAGAGCUAAAGGAGGAUGCAGAGCCACAGCGGACGUCCCCCUCCCCACCUCCAAGUCCUGAACCCGUUAAGAUCUCUGAACCAGAGCCAAAACCUGAGCCAGAACCUGAACCUGAACCUGAAUCAGAACCAGAACCAGAACCAGAAGCAGUGACUAAGACCCAUGAAGCCAAAUCCAACGCUCAGCCUGUGACGCAGCAGCCACAGAAAGCAGAGCCAAUCGGAGAAGUCACUGACGCUGACAAAGCUGCAGAGAAAGAGGAGGAAGAUACUGGGGAUGACUGUGGUGCUCCAGUCAGCUGUGAUACAUUUAAGAGCUGCCUGAUGCGCAUUCCUCACACCUCCGAGUGCCUCGGCAAUAUCAACGCGUUCUUCAAAGAGAACGGCAUCUCCCCCCCGAAAAUACCCUCCAUGCCCAAGCUACCCACCCAGUUCUCUGAUGUGACCCAGUACUUGCCCUCCCUCCCCCCUGAAUUACGCCAGGAGUUCUCCCAGAUCAGACUCACGCAGAUCCCCCGAAACAUCUCGCAGUACCUGACCGACUGUUUGCCCAAAAGCUCGGAGGGUUCGGCCGACUCCACUCUGUCCAGUCUCGCCCAGAGCUUCUCAAGCAUCCCGCAGAAGCUCUCCCAGUUCCCCACCCGGACGCAGCAGUACUUCAGCAACGUCCGGAACCGCCUCAACAGCCUUAUGCCUCAAGAUGCUAAGAAACAACAACAGCAAAAACAGAAGAAAGACAAGAACCCGCAAGACGUAGAACUCAACCGGCUCGUCCGACACUCCCCUCUCUCUCCUCCUCACCAUCCUCACCUCCGGUCCCGCUCCCCGUCUCCAUCCUCCCCCAAUGGUAGCACCCUCGAGUUGCCCAAUGUGCCGUCCUAUCCGCGCCUGCCACCGAUUGUCAGCCCCCCGUCAAAGCAGCUCAACGCCACAUCCCGCCAGCUGUCGGGUCUGUCCAACCCGGCCUUCUUCAUCGAAGAUGACUCAGACGUUUCGCCAGUCAGACCCGCAGAGAGCUCCAGCCUCAGCAUUCGUCCAGCCGUCAAUGUGGAGGACGUGGACUCAGACCAUGAGAGAAAAGGAGAAGGAGCAGGAGGAGGAAGAGGAGGAAGAGGAGGAGGGGAGGAACAGAGUGCUAUCCCCAAAAUCCUCACCCCACAGGACCCCAAAUUUACAACCCUCACUGUCCCUGUGACCCCGUCUGGAGGUCGUCAGAGUAAAGGAGAUAAAGACAGUAGUGGAAGGAAUCAUAGGACCAUCUGGACAAAGAUCAGGAAGCUUCAAUCUCAAAGUGAAGAUGACGAGGAUGAAGGAAACUUCCCAGCCAGGGCCUGGCCCAGCCAGACCAGCCUGCACGACACAGAUGACGUUCUGAAAGAACGUCCGGCGUCCUCGGCCAGUCAGACCAGCACGGUGGUGAACGAUCGGUUGCAGGAGCUGGUGCGGAUGUUUAAAGAGAGAACGGAGAAGGCCAAGGAGAAACUCAUUGACCCUGACAGCUCAGACGAAGACAGCACCGUCCCCUCACCUCCUCAGCCGGCUCCUGCAGGGCAGCUGCUGGUGGGAGAGAAGGAGGCACAGGCAGGUCCAUCAGGAGGAAGAGGAGGAGGAGGAGAAGAAGGAGGAGGAGUGGAGAGUGAGGCGGAGGAGGAGCAGGCGAGGGGCUGCUGCAAUGGGAAAGCUCCUCGGUGCAUUCUUGCCUGUUUUCACUAUCGUUUCCCUGCCAGCAUCGACGCCUUCACCAACCUGAUGUAUGUGCUGUGGAUGUUCCUGGUUUCUCUCGCGUGGAACUGGAACGCCUGGUUCAUCCCCGUGCGCUGGGCCUUCCCCUAUCAGACUCCGGACAACAUUUACUACUGGCUGCUGACCGACUACCUGUGUGACCUCAUCUACAUCCUGGACAUCACCAUCUUCCAGCCACGUCUGCAGUUUGUUCGUGGGGGGGACAUCGUGAGCGACAAAAAGGACAUGAGAAAGAAUUACAUGAAGACCAAACGCUUCAAGUUUGAUGUCGCCAGCCUCGUUCCCCUGGAGCUCUUCUACUUCAAGACCGGCAUCAACCCCCUGCUCCGUUUACCACGGCUGCUGAAGAUCAACUCCUUCUUCGAGUUCAACGAGCGUCUGGAGGCCAUCUUGACUAAAGCCUACAUCUACAGGGUGAUCCGUACCACCACCUAUCUUCUGUACUGUCUCCACUGUAACGCCUGUCUCUACUACUGGGGCUCGGCCUUCACAGGACUGGGUUCCACUAAGUGGGUUUACAAUGGAGAGGGCAACAGUUACAUUCGCUGUUACUACUUUGCGGUGAAGACCCUGAUCACCAUCGGAGGUCUACCAGACCCCACCACCCUGUUUGAGAUCGUCUUUCAACUCAUCAACUACUUUGUUGGAGUCUUUGCCUUCUCUAUCAUGAUAGGACAGAUGCGUGAUGUGGUCGGUGCAGCCACCGCGGGUCAGACCUACUACCGCACGUGCAUGGACAACACUAUUAAAUACAUGUCGUCAUACCGCAUCCCUAAAGACGUCCAGAACCGCGUGAAGACCUGGUACAACUACACCUGGCAGUCUCAAGGCAUGCUGGACGAGCAGGAGCUGCUGUGUCAGCUGCCGGAUAAAAUGCGUCUGGACAUUGCUAUAGAUGUCAACUACUCCAUCGUGAGCAAAGUCCCACUGUUCCAGGGUUGUGACAGACAGAUGAUCUUUGAUAUGCUGAAAAGCCUUCGCUCUGUCGUCUACCUGCCGGGAGACUACGUCUGCAAGAAGGGUGAGGUGGGGCGGGAGAUGUACAUCAUUAAAGCGGGGGAGGUGCAGGUGGUUGGGGGACCUGAUGGGAAGACGGUGUUCGUCACUCUCAGAGCAGGAUCCGUUUUUGGAGAGAUCAGUUUGCUUUCAGUAGGCGGGGGUAAUAGGCGCACAGCCAAUGUGAUUGCUCAUGGAUUUGCCAAUCUCUUCAUCCUGGACAAGAAAGACCUGAACGAGAUCCUGGUCCACUACCCCGAGUCCAAGAAACUGCUCCGCAAGAAGGCCAGGAAGAUGCUGACCAAGGGAAAGAAACCUGAGCCCAAAGAAGAGGCGAAGGAAGCACCUCCUGCACCGUCGACUGCCGUCAGGCCGGAGACUCCCAGACUGCUGAGAGCCGCCCUGGAGAUGACCGAGAAGUCGACUGGACUGAAAGGAGCUCUGGCUGAAGUCAGAGAGAGGACCAACAAGUCCUUCAUCUCAUUACAUCCCUCCAUCGCUUCCUCCAUGCCUCCUCCGUCUCCCACCUCCAGCUCUGGACCCGACAGAGACGGGGACACGCCCUCACCCGUCUUUGCCGGCUCUGCGACAUUCCGCUCUGCUUCCCGCUGCCAUAGCAACGGCUCUUUGGGGCCUCGCUCCGCAUCACAGUGCUGCAGCCACGCAGACGAAACGCUCGCCACGGACCAAAGCGAGGAGGACGUCUGUGAGGACGAAGGGAGCGGGGCCGAGAAGAGGAAAGGUCGGAGGAGUUAGGAAGGAAGGGGAGCGAGGUGAGGAAGGUGGGGGCAGAGAAAAACACAUGUGGGUGCAAGAAGACGGAGGGAAAUGGAGGAAUUAUCAGGGAAUAAAGAAACUGCUUUGAGAGUGAAAGACAGAAGAGGUGAAGUAAAUGAAGACGUUCAUAAGCUGUAAUGUCUCAUUCUCAGACGCAUCUGAUUACGUCAUUGCAAAGAAUCAAAGUCCUUUUUCACCCAUGAUGCACUUAAUCCCUUUUGUGCAUUAUCACCCAGGAUUUACAGGAAGCCACGCCUCUGCAAUCAACCCAUAAACUUAAAUAGCUGAUAUGUUUUGUUACGUGUGUCUUAUAUCAGCGAUGUCUCGUCGCUCUGGACCACGGGAAAAACCUCCACCUUUAUCCGUCUCAUUAUGAGUUCAUCUAAUGUAAGGAACAAGCCAUCCCUCGUCUGGUGUCGUACCGAGUUCAAACAACUGAAUUCAUCGGAGCCGCGAUGAGUGAAUUCUGUGUUGGAUGCAAAGAUGGAUGACGGCUCCUAAAAAGUGAAGCCAAACUUCUUUGAUCGCCCCCUGGUGGCUGGCUGCAUGUCAGUAGACGGGGCUUGGGCCAAACUGAAAAGUCAAAAUCGAUUUUUCAAAGAUGGUUUCUAUGGAUCGACUUCGAUGCAGCGGCUCUAUUCCCCCGAUCGCUACUGCACAAACUCCAAAUGAUGUAAUCUUCGCAAGAUUGCAGUGUUCGUAUCUGGAGACAUGUCGUCCAUCUUUACAUCCAGUCUAUGGCUGGAUGGCGUAGUUAAGCCAUAAUGUACCGAGCUGAACUUCUUGUCUUUGCACAACAUCCAAAAUGUUUUUGCUGUUGUUGUCGACUAAAUGUUUACAGAUUCUUUUGUAAACUUCAAUUUGCCUUAUCUUGUCUUUGUCAUUUAACUUGUGACUUGUGUUGUGUCGGUGUGACUAGCGCGCGCUGCGUAUGUUUUUACAGACCAAACAACAUGAUCAUCUGUGUUUCCAUCAUAAGACACAGUAUGUUAGCAGUAUAUGUAAUAAGAUACUGAGAAUCAUAUAUUUACCACAGCAAGCUCAAAAAUAAUCUAUCCUCUUAUUGCCUCAAUGCUGGAUUUAACAUGUUAAUGUAUGUAUAUAAUCUCAAAGGGAUCAACUCAUCACAAACUAUCAGUACAUUUAAUUUAAUUGCUUUACAAUUUUGUUUUGUUUUGUACAAUUAUCUAAAUAUAUUUGUGGUGAAUCACAGUUUUGCAGCAUCAUGAGAUGUACAUACAUUCUAUAAAUGUGUAUUUUGUGCUGUUAAUGUGUUUUAUGACUCAGUGACAGUGUAAGAAAUGUCUUUUUGUAUAGAUGGUUUGAUUAUAUAAAGUCUCAGAAGAUAAACCAGCUAAACAUACUGCCAGACAGACUGUAGAGAGGAAUGCGUGUGUGUGCGUGUGUGUGUGUGUGUGUGUGUGUGUUAUAGUGAGUCAGAGAGAGAUAUGAUUGCAUAUAAUGCACUAUAAUGAAUGUGUGUGUACAUAAUAAUGUCUUUAAACCUGAUUUUGUCACUGAUGUAGCUUUAUCUCUUGUGAAUUUUGCUUAAAUAAAUGACUGUUCAUAUUUC